This is a messenger RNA of Pieris brassicae (large cabbage white), 3043 nucleotides long. Its product is annotated as hyaluronidase A-like. Gene Ontology annotation, biological process: defense response; hyaluronan catabolic process; carbohydrate metabolic process. Lineage: Eukaryota; Metazoa; Arthropoda; Insecta; Lepidoptera; Pieridae. The coding region runs from base 251 to 1948 and encodes 565 amino acids. The record is from RefSeq and is a predicted model, not a curated record. Gene Ontology annotation, molecular function: hyalurononglucosaminidase activity. The transcript is spliced from 6 exons.
UGGUACUGUCAUGUAAAGAGUUUCGAGCGACCGCGGGAACUCAACGUAUUUUCUGCCUUACGAAUUGGCGGGAAAUAUUACGCACCAAUUUGAGAGCAUAUUUUUUAAUUAAAUAUUCAUUAUGAGUACAAACGAAUAAAUUGUAUAAAUUUAAGCGAAAUUGAAAGUUGGUUUCGUUUAAUUAGUGAAGUUGAUAUAAGGCAUAGACUUAAGACUAUGGUGCAAAGGACAGAGGUUCGUGUUCGCUAAAAUGAGGUUUUUGUUCUUUUUAAUAUUGGUGCGGUAUGGCGUUUUAUGCGAAGAUGACAGUAACUAUUAUGUCAUCGAGGUACCAGACCCGCUCAAGGACUAUCAAAAGUCCUUCAAAGUAUAUUGGAAUGUGCCGACAAUGCAAUGCAAAUCGAAAAAAAUACCGUUCGACGGUCUAUACGAGAAAUACGGUAUAAUACAGAAUAAAGAUGACGAUUUUUUAGGCGAGAGCGUCGCCAUUUUGUAUGACCCUGGAAAGUUUCCCGCGCUUUUUGAGACUGACAGCAGUGGAAAGUACGUUGAGCGUAAUGGUGGCGUACCACAAGAGGGUAAUAUAGAAGAGCACGUGGACGCGUUCAAGGAUACUGUCUCAAAGAGGAUACCUGACCCAGAUUUUAACGGCAUUGCCAUAAUCGAUUUCGAGUCUUGGCGUCCUGUGUUUCGACAGAAUUUCGGUGUACUGUCAGUCUAUAAAGACAUCUCCUACAAGAAAGAGUAUGACAAGCACUGGUGGUGGCCUGAGAGCUGGGUCACUUCUGAGGCAAAAUAUCGUUUCGAGUCAUCGGCUCGUGAGUUUAUGCAGGCGACGAUUUCCAUCGCCAAGCAGAUGAGGCCUAAAGCCCGGUGGGGCUAUUACGGGUUUCCUUACUGCUUCAACAUGGCUGCCAAAAACAUGGCAGAGGAUUGUCCACACAAUGUUAAAGAAGAGAAUAAUCAAAUCUACUGGCUCUGGGCUGAAAGCACAGGCCUCUACCCUUCGAUCUACAGCUCACAGAGCUUGUCAUCGUCGGAACUGGUUUCCCUUAUCAGGGGACGAAUCCGAGAAGCCUCUAGGCUGCAGGUGAAGGGCACUCCGAUACUUCCCUACUUCUGGUAUCGUUACAGAGAUGGAGGGUUCUUGAGAGAGAGAGACCUGUCAAGAGCAUUGGAAACUAUAUAUAACUCGGAGGCCUCCGGUAUUAUUAUUUGGGGAAGCUCGAGCGAUGUCAACACUGUAGAGAAAUGUACAAAACUAAAAGACUACAUACGCGAGACUUUCGGACCAUACGUCUCCAAAUACACAAAAAACAAACGGAAAGUUCAAAACGACGAAGAAUUCACAUCGAAGCCCGCAAUUGAGGAAAAUUCUUUUUUUCCUCUUCAGCCGAAUACAGAAAACAUUUUAACCGAAGAGAGUCAAAGUGAGAGCAAUAUAACGGAAGAAACUCAAGUAUUAGAUAAAGAAUAUUUUAUUAACAAUUUAACGAGCAUCAUAUUUAUAGUUGAUAGUGAUAAAGUUAAGGAUAAAUACAUCCUAAAUAAUAUUUCGUCUCCAACGAUGACGGAGGCAACCUCCACCACAGAUCUAAGUACGAUUCAAAUACAUGAGACUAGUGAAGAGUUUACUACAGAAAUAUCAAAUACAACUGACGUCUCUGCGGAAUUUAUUUUUUCGUCUGAAAUAACUACUGAAGGUGCGGAAACAACAACGGCAAAUAGUAUCGACGCGUCCGAAGAAAAAAUAAUGAUAAACGAUGAAUUUAUCAUUUUAUUCACAAAUCUAUCAUCACAAAUUCUAGAUUUUACAACCGAUAAUCUCGAGAAACAUUUAGAUUCAUAUGAACCCAGUAAAAGUAAUCGUGAAAGAACGAGUGAAACGCCAGACUUAUACACUCCGACAGAAUCUGUCGACGAAGUGGUUAGCUAUAUUUAUAAUUGAUAAUCAUUUUUAUUUAUUAGAAGAAAUCACAUGUUUUAUUUAUUGUCGUUGGUGUUUUUAAGGAUUUUACAUAAAGUUUUGUCCUUGUUUUUUUAAAUAUCUCCCAUAUCUAAUUUAAAUUCUGAUAUUGACUGAUAGUAAUAAUUAUGAAAUUCCGUAUUUAGAUUAAUAGUUAUCAAUUUGUACAUGUUAUUAAAAGUAGGAUGCAAGGAGUAAACCUAGAAUCAUCAAUACAUCUAAAAAGACAACAUUGCCCUUAUCUACGCAGCCCGAGGGCAAUAAUGUAGGCUGAGCUGAGAGCCUCUAAUUCUCUUAUUUCGCUGCUUUAAUGGCUAUCGGCAUUGAUGCCACAACGAGUAACAAUUUUUGCUGCUAAAUAUUAGAUUUUGGUUAGCAUGAGCCCAGCAUGUUUUUACCGUGAAUAGUUUUUAUAUAUCUAAUUGAUUGUUUUAUUACAAAGUACCUAACACAGAUUUUUAUUAUAAAACAUUUUUGUUUAAGAUGGCAAAUGCGCCGAAGCAGCCAUCGCCUUAUAUUGUAAUGUAUAGUAUUUAAGGUGUCUUUUUGGUUUAAUAAAUACGGCUUUUAUAGUUGGAAACCUCGAAAUCCCCAAAUUUACUUUAUUGAGGAGUGUAAUGUAAAAUUUGCUUAGGAUUUUGAUAAAGGACUUACUAAAAUUGAAGGCACUUACGCGCCGCACACUAUUCAGAUAUUUACGGGCCCUGGUGAUUUAUCUUUGAACAGGCACAAUAUACAUGUUUAACGUUAUGACAGACCACUCGAACGGGAUCGCAAGCCUUGGAUGUAGUUAACGUCUUGUCUUGUUUUAGUCUGUUGCACACUAGAUGGCGCGGGCACAGCCACAGACUGGCUAAUGGAAGUGGAAAGGAAAACUAAAAGCAAGCCAGAACAGUACCUAUGUUAUAUGUAAUGUAAAGUCUUAAAAAUCGUAAUGUGUAAAACUUUUAAGCCUUUAGUUUAGAAUAAUAAAUAGUAAUACUGCCUAUUUAACAUAUUUUUAUUCGUAAUGUGUGUCGUACAAAUAAAAUAAUGGCUGCUAAGUUAGAAGAAACAUAGAACAAUAAAAUGUUGUAC